Messenger RNA from Pangasianodon hypophthalmus (striped catfish), 2042 nucleotides. RefSeq names its product tripartite motif-containing protein 16-like. The coding region runs from base 94 to 1734 and encodes 546 amino acids. NCBI's taxonomy places the organism in Eukaryota, Metazoa, Chordata, Actinopteri, Siluriformes, Pangasiidae. The transcript is spliced from 6 exons. Gene Ontology annotation, molecular function: zinc ion binding; protein binding. The record is from RefSeq and is a predicted model, not a curated record.
UAAAGAGAUAACGAAACUCAGAACACUCAGAGUGCUGUUCUCUCUCUCUCUCUCUCUCUCUCUCUCUCGAUCAGUGUGAGUGAGUGCAGGAAAAUGGAUCAGUUCAGCUGUCCAGUGUGUCUCGAUCUCCUGAAGGAUCCAGUGACUCUCCAUUGUGGACAUUGUUUCUGUAAGGUGUGUAUUAAUGGCUGCUGGGAUCAGGAGGAUGUGAAGGGUGUCUACAGCUGCCCCCAGUGUAGAGAGACUUUCACUCCAAGGCCUGUUCUACGCCGGAAAAACAUGCUGGCUGAAGUGAUGGAGAAACUCAAGAAGAAGAAGAAACCCCAAGCUGCUUCUACUGCUCACUGUUACACUGGACCAGGAGAUGUGAAGUGCGAUUCCUGCACUGGAAUAAACCGCAAAGCUCUCAAGACCUGUCUGGUGUGUCUGGCCUCCUACUGUGAAGAUCAUCUUCAACCUCACUAUCAGUCUCCUGCCUUUAAGAAGCACAAGUUGGUUGAAGCCUGUGCAGAGCUCCAAGAGAAGAUCUGCUCUGAGCACGACAAACUGAUGGAGAUCUACUGUCGUACUGACCAAAGCUUCAUCUGUUAUCUGUGUACGAUGGAUCAACACAGAGGCCAUGAUACUGUUGCAGCUAAAGCAGAAAGAACUGAAAAACAGAAUGAGCUAAAAGAGGAGCAGAUGAAAUCCCAGCAGAGGAUCCAGGAGAAGCAGAAGAAGGUGCAGGAGCUGAAACAGACUGUGGACACUAUUAAGAAGCGUUCACAGGCAGCAGUAGAUGACACUGAGAGGAUCUUUACUGAGCUGAUCAGCUCCAUGGAGAAAAAGCGCUCGGAGGUGAAGAAGCUGAUCAGAGCUCAGGAGGAAGCUGAACUGAGUCGAGCUGAACGACUCCUGAAGCAACUGGAGCAGGAGAUUGCUGAUCAUAAGAGGAGAGUCACUGAGCUGGAGCAGCUUUCACACACACACGAUCACAUCCACUUCCUCCAGAGUUUCCCGUCUCUCUGUGUUUCUCCUGGAUGUGAGGACUCACCCAGCAUCACUGUCAAUCAACAUCUCUCAUUUGAUGGAGUGAGGAAAUCUCUCUCAGAUCUGAAAAAACAAGUCGAGGAAAUCUGUGAGAAGGAAUUCAACAAAAUCCAUCCACAAGCUGCAGCAGUUCCGGUGAUUUUACCCUCAGAACCAAAAAGGAGAGAAGAUUUUCUGAAGUUUUUCUGUUAUCUGACUCUGGAUCCAAACACAGUACAUCAUGAACUCAUUCUCUCUGAGGAGAACAGAGCGGUGACAUGCAGUAAGACAAAACAACAAUACUCUGAUCAUCCAGAGAGAUUUGAUUACUGGUGUCAGGUGUUGUGUAAGGAGAGUGUGUGUGGACGCUGUUACUGGGAGGUGGAGUGGAGCGGUGAUGUGUCCAUAUCAGUCUCAUAUAAAGUGAUCAGCAGGAAAGGAGGGGGUGACGAGUUGUUUGGCUACAACAGUCAGUCCUGGAGUCUGGUGUGUUUUUUGUCCUCUGUCUCUUUCUGUCACAGUGACAUUGAGACUGAGCUUCAAGGUCCAGCGUCCUCCAGAAUAGGAGUGUAUGUGGAUCACAGUGCAGGAACUCUGUCCUUCUACAGCGUCUCUGACACGAUGAGGCUCCUCCACAGAGUCCACACCACAUUCACUCAGCCUCUAUACACUGGGUUCUGUAUAGGUUCUUAUGACUCGACUGUGAGAUUACGUAAUCCAAUAUGAAAUGUUAGUAAUAGCUUCAGUGGUAAUAUUUUGUACAGAAACAGUAAUGAAUGUAACAGUAAUGCAUUAUUAUUAUUAUUAUUAUUUACAAAAUUAAAUUCAGUAGGAUGUCAGUGCUGUAUGAGCUGACUGCUUUUGACCAGACUUAUAAAAUAUUAAGUAAUUUUUUUAACUCUGAUGAAUGUAUGUUUACAUGAUGUUUUUAUGUUAAUAAAUCUCAUUAAUGCACAAAAUGUCCAAUAUGAAGCUUGUAAAAAUGUCUUAUAGAAUUCUGGGCUUUUUUAAGAAAUAAUAAAACUUACUCGAAC